AUGACCAACAUAUAUGAUCGUGAAGCUUUGCUCAGAACAGUAUCUACUUUUCCUAUAAUUGACAAUCAUUGUCAUAAUAUUUUAACUUCUGAUGCAUCAUUGAGUUGUCCGUUGGAAGUAUGCUUUUCGGAGGCCCGUGGUGAUGCAUUAAACGAUGCGCUUCAAACUAGUGCCUUGAAAAGAGGUGUAAGACAACUUGCUGAACUUUAUAAUUGUCCACCAACCUUAGAUAAUAUCAAACAAGUGAGGGAUCUAAUGUCACAUGAUGACAUAUGUAAAACUUGCUUUAAACCUACUGGCAUCCAAUCCUUGCUUUUGGAUGAUGGGCUUGAUGCGUUAGAUGGUCUUAUGAAUGUGGAAAGUCACGCAGGAUUGGCUGACGUAGCGCGAAGAAUCGUGAGAAUCGAAAGUGUUGCUGAAAAAAUCUUGUAUGAUCUCGCAAAAUCUGUAGCUUCUACAAAUCAAAAAGAGCUAAAUUUUGCUGCGUUCGAAGAACCAUUGAGACAGCAACUUGAAACUUGUGCAAAAUCUGAAUCGGUGGUGGCCUUCAAAAGUAUUGCAGCUUAUAGGUCAGGAUUGAAUAUAGAUUGUAAUCAAAAUGUUGAAGCUGCAGCGACCGCUUUAGGGUACUUUGUUUCCGAUUUUGAGGCAUUAUCCGAUACGAUGGGAUCUGUCAGACUUGUUAACAAAGUCCUAAUUGAUUACAUAUUGAACUUGGCAAUCGAUAUUGCUACACAUCUUAAUAACAUAGGAUUUGGUGAUUCUGAUCUUGAUCUAAUUGCAUCUAAUCCGCUUUUGCUACGACCUUUGAUUGAGAAAUAUCCCAACGCAAAGAUCGUUCUUUUGCAUGCGGCGUAUCCUUAUUCCCGGCAGGCGGGAUUUCUUGCUUCAGUAUAUUCAAAUGUAUAUGUUGACAUUGGUCUUGUUUUUCCUUUGAUUUCUGCGUCUGGUCAGCAAGCCAUUUUACGUGAGCUGUUGGAGAUUUGUCCAAGCAACAAACUUUUAUUUAGUACAGAUGGUCACUACCAUCCAGAAUCUUUCUAUAUAGCUGUAAUUCAAGGAAGAGAAGCAUUAGGCAAGGUUUUAUUAGAGUCUGUAGAAAACGGUGAAUUUUUAUAUGAAGAAACAAUAAACAUCGCAAAGCAGAUUAUGUUUGAGAAUUCUAAUAUACUAUAUAAACUCAAAUUAACUCCGAAACAGACUGAUAAUAAAGAAUAUAGAGAUCUUUCGGGAGGACAAAAGAUCGUCAAAUUAAAAAAAAUGGGUGUAAAAUUUGUUCGUAUUGGCUUUAUGGAAUGUUCUAGUCAAUAUAGAUUUCAUAUUGUUCCCAUUGACCGUUUUCAAGACUACGUUGCUAGCAAUGGACUGACAAUUAUGCGAGCUCUCACAGCUUUGCCAUAUUAUGCAGAUGUGGUUCCAGACAAUAUUGGUGUCACCGCAGUCGGAGAAUUAUUGUUGAAACCUGAUCUUAAUACACUCACACAUUUACCUUAUAAUCCUAAGCAUGCAGAUGUUCAAACUUUCUUCGAAAAUAAAUUAACACCAGCAGACCCUCAAUUUGGAAAGAUUGAUAAUUCACUUGAUUCUCUGGCUUUCCCACUUUGCCCUAGAACUUGUCUUAAAAAUAUUAUUGAUUCUGCCCGUAGGGAUCUUGGUAUUACUUUUUUGAUUGGAAUCGAAUUUGAAUUUGUCUUACUUAAAGACACCUCACCUCCGGUGGCCGUUGAUGAUACUGUUUAUGCUUCGGCUAGGGCUUUUCGUUCUUCUAAUAAUGCAGAAGUCUUAGAUAAGAUGGUUGAGUCUUUGCAAGAACAAGGGAUUGAAGUUGAACAAUUUCAUUCUGAAGCGGCAAUAGGUCAAUUUGAAAUCGUUACCGGACCAGAAAGUCCGUUGACUGCAGCAGAUAAAACUGUUGUAACACGUCAAACAAUAUAUGAAGUUGCUGCUCGGGCUGGUUUAAAGGCAACGUUUGUACCUAAACCAUUUAAGGGACAAGCGGGAACUGGUGCGCAUGUGCAUCUAUCUUUCAAAGAAAUCGACAAGUCCAAGAAAAUUGUUGACGAUCACCCUUCAGGAUUAUCACCAUAUGAAAGGUCAUUUAUUGCUGGUGUUCUGCACCACAUCAAGGCCAUUUGUGCUUUUGCUUUACCAACAGACCUUUCAUAUACGCGCAUUGUUGAUAAUUGCUGGGCCGGAUCUUGGAUCUGUUGGAGCGUUGAGAAUCGUGAAACUCCAAUUAGAGUGUGUUAUAGACCAAAGAUUGGUCCCGAUGGGAAAUACCUUGAUGUUCAUUUCGAACACAAAUUUGUAGAUGCUACUUCUAACCCAUACCUCGUUUUCUCCGCACUUAUUGCUUCAGGAGUUGAUGGAAUUAAAAAAGGAAUGCAGCUUACUACUAAUCCCAUGCUCGAUAAUCCUGCUGCUCUAAGCAAUGAAGAACGUAAGAAAAGAGGUGUUACUGAGAGAAUGCCUGGAAGUCUGUCGGAUACAUUAAAAGCAUUGAGGGAAGACAAAGUACUUAUUGAAGCUCUAGGUGAACCCAUGGUACAAUGUUAUACCGGAGUAAAAGAGGAGGAUAGGGAUUGUUUUAUCGAGAAACUAGAAGGCGAAGAUAAAGGCAUCUCAAUUAUAAAUCUAAAUCGACCAAGCACAAAAAAUGCAAUGUCGCAAAAGCUUUUGAUGGAGUUUCAUGAUGCGAUAGGAAAACUACGAAAUGAAUCCGACAGUCGUGUCAUUUUACUAAAGAGUUUUGUUAAUGGUGCAUUCUGUUCUGGAGCAGAUUUGAAAGAGCGUGCUGGUAUGUCUCCAUCAGACGUGACAAAGUUUAUUCAUAACAUACGACGAGCUUUUCGAGAACUUGAAACACUUCCAAUCCCAUCAAUUGCCGUAAUUGACGGCCCAGCCAUAGGCGGAGGUCUUGAAUUAGCCCUUUGCUGCGAUUUGAGAGUCGCUGGUGAAAAUGCUAGAUUAGGACUUCCAGAAACGAAGCUAGCCAUCAUUCCUGGUGCUGGAGGAACACAACGAUUAGCCCGAGUGAUUGGAAUCGCAAAAGCAAAAGAAUUGAUUUAUACUGGUCGUAUUUUGAGCCCACAAGAGGCGUUGGACCUUGGAAUUGUAAAUUAUUGUGCACAGGAGGGGUCAUCGUAUCCGAUUGCGCUUAAACUAGCCAGAGAGAUUUUACCGAGUGGUCCUAUUGCUCUUCGAAUGGCAAAAUUGGCUAUUGACCGGGGUAAUCAGUUGGAUUUAGAUUCGGCUUUAGAAUUUGAAAAUGCAUGCUAUGAACAAGUUAUUCCAACAGAAGAUAGAGUAGAAG
Molecule: messenger RNA, 3313 nt
Organism: Cetraspora pellucida
Lineage: Eukaryota; Fungi; Glomeromycota; Glomeromycetes; Diversisporales; Gigasporaceae
Source: the annotation of a GenBank genome assembly